AUGCCACGACCAGGUUUUAGAGGUGGAAGUCGUAGAGGCUCGAGUAGAGGCGGUGCAGGCCGCAACCCCUCCUCUCGGGGCCUCGCAGAUGCUCAGUCGUAUGCAACAGAGCCAUCAUACACUCCGACGGUCUUCUCACUAGCCGACGAGGCUCGAUCAACAGCUCAUGGACAUACUCCCUGGAGUGCUGGCACUCGGCUUCGCAACCAGCCCGUCAACUUUGUGAGUGCGGGGGCUGUCGAUCCUCUCAAACAGCUAGAAGACCAGCUCCAACGCCUGGAAAGAGAUCUACAAUCCAAGGCCAAUGACGCUCUGGAUGGCCUGUCGCGCCAGGCACCCACGUCCAUGCUAGAUGUCACCCCCCAACAAGCCGACAUAGUAUCUGAUCAUAUGACUCCCAUGGUUGUCCAGUGCCCAACGUUUGAUAUUCCAUCAGCUGGCCCCUGGGAAGGCUUGGGAUCCACGUCAGAUCAUGUCGAAGAGGAUUAUGCGUCCCAGCACAGCAGGCCAGUGUCUCCAAUAUUCAAUUCAACUGCGCUCAAAGAUAACCUUGCUUCUGCCGAGGCCAAUGAAGUUGCUGUCGCAAUGACUGAGCCCCCAUCAAGUCCAUUGACUUUCUUCAUCGACACCAACGGAGAUCCCUCACACCGCCGUCAGAAAAGUGUACCCGAGGAUACUCAGCAGCUAUCCACACUAGAGUCGAGUGGCGAUUCGAGCGACGAGGUCAUCUUGUUUAGAGGACGUAACAAAAUGGGGCCAAAGAGUCGUCAAAUCGUCCCACAGAAGCCAAAUAGGCCUCAUGCGAAGCAGCAAAAGAAGGCUUUCGAUCUCAGGGACAUUCAAAAAGAGGUACACCAGCUCGUUAUGGAUCCCGAUAUUCGUGGCCCUGCGGCAGUGGAAACUCAAGUACCGUCGCCAAACUUGCCUAGUAAGAACAGGAAAAAAAGCCAGAAACACAAGGUGAGAGCGAAUGGCGACCCAAGACAAACAGAGGACACCAGUAAGGAACAGGAAGCAAUACUGGCUGAUUACAUUGACAACAUGCGCGAAAAUGGCGAUGAUCUGGGCUUGAUCACGAGUCAAGGUCAUGCAAAACGUGAUAUUGGCGGUUCGGACAUGGACAUGCACGUGGAGAACGGCUUGCAUUCAGCGCAGGAUGAUGAUAAGUCAGGGCUGAGUGGAGAUGCUGCUUCCCUAGCCGGGUCCUCGAAAUCCAUUGACGAUCUUGACGCUAUGGAUCACGAAUUCAAGCAGCAUGAGGCACAUACAAGGUUGACCGAUAGCGACUUUCUUCUUGCCAAAAUGCUUGCUUCGGGCGAGGCAACCGAUGCAUACAGCUCGCAAGAUGACGAAUACGAUGAUCUUGAUUUCAUGGAAUGGGGCGAUGCAAUCACCAAGCGCACACGUAAACCGAAAAAGGGGAAGCUCCCGGUGUUCAACGUAUCGGAUUCUGAACUCGAGGCUGUCCUGCAGUCCACAUACAACAACGACAGACUCAAAAAAGCCGAGAGAAAGAAAGAGCGCGAAAAGUUGCGCGCGCAAGGCUUACUCGGCAAGAAGAGCAAACCGGAGGACUUACGUGUCAAGUAUCCGCAAGGUAUGGGCAUCGAGCAGAUUGCCCAAGAACUCGAAAACUUCUUGAAGAAUAGUCAGGCAAGCUUGGCACUGCCUCCAAUGGACAACCAUGCCAGGAAGGUAUUGCACGAGUUGGCCAACAAGUUCAACAUCAAGUCCAAGUCAACGGGAUCCGGCGACCAACGCCGGCCUACCCUGUACAGAACGGCCAGAACCUUGCAGUAUUCAGCGGACAAUUUUGACCAAGCCAUUGGUCGUGUGGGCCGCAAAUACUUCCCUCGUAAGGAUCUGGGCUCGCGAUGGGGUGGCGGUCGGGGAUCCGCACGUCGUGGUGGUGGUCAGCCGGAUACAGGCUAUCGUGAUGGCGAGGUCGUUGGAGGUUCUGCUCCGGAACUGGGUCAAGAAAACCGCGGUCGCGCUAUGUUGGAGAAGAUGGGCUGGAGUACAGGAACAGCCUUGGGGUCUAUGGAUAACAAGGGCAUCCUGCAACCUGUCGAGCAAAAGGUUAAAAGAGGCAAGGCCGGCCUUGGCUGA
Molecule: messenger RNA, 2109 nt
Organism: Verticillium nonalfalfae
Lineage: Eukaryota; Fungi; Ascomycota; Sordariomycetes; Glomerellales; Plectosphaerellaceae
Exons: 3
Coding region: 1-2109 (702 amino acids)
Molecular function (GO): nucleic acid binding
Source: RefSeq, a predicted model, not a curated record